GUUGGCUUCCGAUCGAGAAACAGUUUCUGAUAGAGUUAAAACAAUUACGCCAUCAUGCUCCAGCUGUGCACUAUCUACGCCUGCGCCAACGGGACUCUAGGCCUGAACUUGAGUCGCGCCCCCUGGGACCCCUAUCCGUGGGUCAGCGGGGUGCAGUCGAAGUCGAAUGCGGAGCGCGGCGGAGUCCGGCUGGGCGACACACUGCUGGAGCUCAAUGGAGCCGAUGUCCUGGGAUUAAGGAUCAGCGAGCUGGCCGGCCGGCUGCAGGAGCACUGGCAGAGCGGCGCCGAGCACGUGACCCUGAUGAUGUGGCGCCAGCAGGCGAGCAUCGCCCCGAAUGAGGAUCCCGCGGAGGCAGCCCACGCUGUGCAGCAUGGAAUUAAUCAACAAUCGCUGCAAAAGUUUGCAACAUGCCUGCAACAUAUUUCCCAAUUACUGGAGUGUCCUGUGUGCCUUGAGGUCAUCAAGCCACCUGGCUGGCAGUGCUGCAACGGACACGUGCUCUGCAAUAAUUGCCGCAGCCGCUCCGUGAAGUGUCCGGUGUGCCGGGUUCCUCUGGGACCGCGAGGUCGCUGUCUACUGUCGGACAAAUUAUUCACCCUGCUGGCGGAGAGCUUUCCCUGCGACGGCGGGAAAACCAGCAAGGUGACUGCGGCCCAGGGCUAUGAAAAACUGAGCAGCGUCAACAAGUGCACAAAUGAAUAUCAUAAUCAACCGAAAAUGGCGUUGGCCAAGUCGAAUUCCGGCAAGAAGCAGGGCAAGCAGAUCUCCAGGCAACUGUCGGUCCUGCCGGUUGUGGCGGAGCCAAUGCCAAAGGGACCUGCUCCGGCGGAAAGUGCUCAAGCUCCGAGUGAUGUCGCCCACGAAUCCGGUGGCAGCCGGGGCACGGAGCACUGCUCGCUGAUAAAAGUGCAGCAGCACCAGCCGGAGACUUUCGAGGAAGGUCACAACAAUAUGCUCGUUAAACCAAAGUUAAAGUUUGGCAAGAAAAGUUGGCGGAUUGCGGGGCCAGAUGAAGACGGAUUGCGCUGCGAUGGAGUUGCCACCACGAAUAAUGGACAGCGCAUCGCCGACGAGCAGGUGGAGAGCGAGUCUCAGAAUUAUCAUUGCCCCACUGGGAAAUCAUGCAGCAACCACCAGCAGCCGCUGGCCAACAAAUUGUCAACAGUCGCGUUGCAGUUGGGACAGACUUCCGCAGGAUCAGGAUCUGGAGUGGGAGCUGAGACCGGCGCCUUAUCAGCGGGGAGCCAUAAACAGGCGGCAGCAUCCGGCAUAAAUCAGGGGCUAGAUGCAGUGCACCAGGAGUGGCAGCUGCUGCGCCACCUCAGCGGAGAGCACCGCCUGGCUGUGGUCCAGUUCUGCGGCACGUUUGGCCGGAGGCUGCACGUGAGGCCCCCGCCACCGCAGGAGGGCGUGGUCUGUUUGAAGAUGAGCGAGGACCUGGAAAUGAACACAGACCCGAACCUGGUGCAUCCAUUUUUCUUGGCUGUCAUACCGAUCGGCGGCAACGAGCACGCCGUCUUCCUGUGGCACCUGGACCAGGCGCCGCUAGGAGGACCCGUCGGGCGGUCCAACUUUGAGGCUGUUAUCGAGGCUCAGGGCGAGGGCGUCAAGUGGUUUGGUCCAGUUCAGUCGCUCCGACGCAGUUGGCCCGAGAUUAGGGCGUCCGGGGAGUUCCUCAGCUGCCGCAACUUGGGCGCCAACUUUGAGGUGACAAUCAAGAGCAGGUAAAACUGUGCCCACCCCGCCGCAAGACUGGCCCCCAAAGUAUUGUUUAGCGUUAGUGUUAGUUAUCCUUAACAGCUUUAAGCAAAAUAAGACUACUUCUAGUUUUAGUGAUUGCCUGGCUCUGGACGAGCGGCGAUAGAGCAAACCAAAAUGUAGCAAAAAUAAA
Molecule: messenger RNA, 1894 nt
Organism: Drosophila kikkawai
Lineage: Eukaryota; Metazoa; Arthropoda; Insecta; Diptera; Drosophilidae
Cellular component (GO): cytoplasm
Molecular function (GO): protein binding; ubiquitin protein ligase activity
Source: RefSeq, a predicted model, not a curated record